AUGAACCGGCUGGUGUACUUCCUGAUCACCUGGACCCUUGUCAACAACAUGGUGGAUGCCAUAAACCAUCGAGACAACAUUCCGGUCGAGAUCAGCACCAACCAAGGACGUCUUCUCGGCUACGAGUCCAUCUUCCUCCAUCGACGGGUCCGUUCCUUCCUCUCGGUUCCCUUCGCCGAACCUCCAGUUGGGGAUCUCAGGUUCAAACCGCCCCGUCACAAGAAGCCCUGGAAUGAGACCAGAAAGGCGAAUGUCCUCUCACCAGCUUGUGCUCAAGGUCGUGACACUUACAAUGAAACCUUCUGGGGAUCAGAAAUGUGGAAUGCAAACACACCCAUACAAGAAGAUUGCCUUUACAUGAACAUCUGGCUACCAGCAGAGUCUGCCCAGUAAGUUUGAGGCUUAAAAAAUAUCACUAGAUGUAGACAAACAAAUAACAAGCUUUAUUCCAGUAAUCUGACGGUCAUGGUCUGGCUGUUCGGUGGCGGAUUCUAUUCGGGAAGUCCCUCAUUAAUAUUGUAUGAUGGUAAAGCACUUGCUUUAACAGCAAACGUCAUCGUCGUAAACCUUAAUUACCGAGUGGGGCCAUUUGGGUAUUUGUACUUGGACCACGACGAUGCUCCUGGCAACAUGGGAAUGCUAGAUCAGGUAAGAUUUUCUGUAAUAUUUGCCUCGUACAUGCGCAUGUGUAUAUUUAAUGCCACCAAAUUUCAGCAAAUGGCGUUACAUUGGAUCAAGGAGAAUAUCCAUCAUUUUGGAGGUAACCCCAAUUCGAUUUGUUUGUUCGGAGAGAGUGCUGGUGCCUCAUCCAUAGUGGCACAUCUAAUAGCCCCAGGCUCCCGAUACAUAUUCAACAAUGGCAUUCUUCAGUCAGGUUCUCUAGACAACUCUUGGAGCGUGGAGACUCCAGAAAGAGCCCUCAACAAAAGCAUUCAGCUGGCCAAAUUGGUUGGCUGUGCUGGGCCCAGUACCCAGUACAUAUUGGACUGCCUCAAAUCCAAGCCGUUCAAUGAUUUGGUGGCUCAGAUGUGGAAUCUCGACUUAAAGUUCCUCGAAUUCCCAUUUGUGAUCGUCUCUAGGGAUCGGAACUUCUUCAGAGAGAAGGAUGCACUGAUCGCCUUGCACAAAAGAGACUUCCGACAGGAUGUUAAUCUAAUGAUCGGCAUCAACCAUGAUGAAGGGAAUUACUGGAACAUCUACAACCUCGCCAAGUACUUUGACGUCCAAGAACAACCCCAAUUAAGCCUGAAUGAAUUCCAAGAAUGCGUUCAGAUAGCCUUCAAAAGUUUGCCGGAAGUGGUCAGAGAUGCGGUGACAUACGCAUACCUGGGCGAAAACAGAUGUGAAUACCAGAAUGGGAAACACAGACAUCUCGCGGAGCAAGUAAAUCAGAUGGUCGGGGAUUACUUCUUCACUUGUGACAGUAUCUGGCUAGCGGAUCAACUGGCACAAGGCCCUGGGAAUGUCUACAUUUACUACUUUGACCAACAUUCCAGGUAUGAUUGCGAGAUUUUGCGUGAAUAAGAUUUCAGCGCCAAUCCCUGGCCUUCGUGGACGGGUGUGAUGCACGGUUAUGAGAUCGAGUACGUGUUUGGGGUUCCCAUCUACAACACCACAGCUGGCUAUACGAACCGAGAGCGAAUCCUGAGCCAGAAAAUGAUUCAAUUCUGGUCAUCGUUUGCACAGACCGGGUAUGCAAUUUGAUUUGCAAUUAGACGGGCGUGUCAUUCGGACGCCUUCUUGCUGCAAGUACUCUUCCAGCUUUUUUUGGUCUACAAUUCUUAUUUCAAACAUUUCACGUGCUGUUGGCACACGUCCUUUUACUUAUUUAACCAUAUCAAUCCUUGAAAUGGACUAAUCAAAGUCCACAAAGUUCGUCUACCGUCUUCUGAAUGCAUUCAAAAAACUUCGACUUCCUCUUGUUAUAUUAUAUAUGUCCGUUGCAGGGUUCCGACUCUUCGAACGAACAAAGAGACAGAGGAAUGGCCACGAUACAACCCGAUUAACAACAAGAGAUGGAUGCAUCUCAAGGGCGGAUCCCAUAUUAGGCCAAUCCCCGCCAGCAAAGAGCGGGAGUGCAAAUUGUGGAGAACGGAACGAGAACUGUCUUACCAUAAAUAUUGUAAGUUGAGACCUCGAAACAGAUCGUAUUUCAUGGACAACAAUAGUAACAUUAAAUUACAGUAAUCCCACUGAUCUCUGGAACCGUCCACUUCUCAACUUCAAGCCCGUUCGUUGUGAUUUCAACCCUGAUCCUUCUGAUCUUUCGAGUAUGA
Messenger RNA from Bursaphelenchus xylophilus (pine wood nematode), 2276 nucleotides. The record is from the annotation of a GenBank genome assembly. NCBI's taxonomy places the organism in Eukaryota, Metazoa, Nematoda, Chromadorea, Rhabditida, Aphelenchoididae.